AUGAGAAUACAGUACAAUUCAUUUUUUUUUCACUUAGCAUUUUUUAAUUUAAAAAUUCUAGCACAAUUUUUUUCUUUUCAGAUUGCCUGUAUAGGUCCUCUUGUUUACACCAUUUUUCACAAGGGAUGUAAAUCUGUAAACGUACCAACUGUUCCUCUGAUAACGGCUUUCCUCACCUUAGCAUGUGCUUGCCAAUUUGAACAUCCUCUGCAUUAUGAACCUUUUGAUGUGAACCCUUUAGGUUUGGUUUUCAUGUGGUGGCGGACUACGACAAUAUUAGGCGGCGAAUAUUCAGUUGCUCUUUACCUGCUUCUCUUCGGUUUGGCCCUUGUCAAUGCCACCUCCAAUGUGUUGUUCAUGCCCUUUAUGGCGCAGUUUCAUCGUGCCUAUCUCAAUGCUUAUUUUGUUGGUAUGGGGCUCAGCGCGCUCAUUCCCAGUUUGGUAUCUCUUGCUCAAGGAGUCGGCAAUUAUGAAUGCAAAGACACUAUGCCAAUCUACUCACCUCCUCGCUUCCCAGCCUCAACAUUCUUCCUUGUGAUAUUUGUUUGGACUGUCAUAGCCACCAUAGCCUUUGAAUUCCUUUCCAAAAGUGACGAGCACAACAGCGCACCAAAGUCAAGAGAUAUCGCUCACGAAGAGACACCUCUAAGUAAAACAAGGUCAAAGAUAGAUCAGGCUAACGAGAGCGGUGAAGCGCUUUCCCCAAAGUAUACAUUUGAUACGGCAACUUUAUUGUUAAGUCGUGGUUCGUUAGAAUCUUUCAAUAGGAAUGGAAUAUUUAGCAUCUGCUUCGUUUCGCUUCAAUGA
Messenger RNA from Strongylus vulgaris, 807 nucleotides. The record is from the annotation of a GenBank genome assembly. Lineage: Eukaryota; Metazoa; Nematoda; Chromadorea; Rhabditida; Strongylidae.